CGUUGAAUAUUCAUUGAUUUUCAGAGGAAUUGACUUGAAUUGAGCAAAGAGGACCCAUGCCGUGGAGAAGAAUUGAAGCCUCCGCUUCCUCUCUCCAUGAAAUUUCUUCACUUUGCAAAACCAAAACAGAUUGAAUUGCUAUUAUCCAAAUUCAUCUACUUCUUCUUCUUCUUCUUCUUCAUAGCCAUGUACAGGUUUUAAUUUUAACGCCUUUUUUUAUUAUUAGCCUAACGAAUCUUCUUAUAAACCCUCAAACCUCUUGUGCUGUUCGCAUUCCGAUAAACAAACACGCAGAUUUGAAGGAACGAAAGAACGACCGGCCGUUUUGUUUUUGUUUAUUAAGAAUUUAUUGGUUUGCAAGGAAAAAUAGGACAAAGUUGGUCUGAAGCUUAGAUCUUUGUUUGGGAAUGGCGAGAGGGAGCAGAUCAGUGGGUAGCAGCAGCAGCAGCAAAUGGAGGUACUGCAACCCUUCCUAUUACUUGAAGCGCCCAAAGCGUCUUGCUCUGCUCUUCAUCGUUUUCGUUUGUGUCUCUUUCGUUUUCUGGGACCGUCAAACUCUCGUCAGAGAGCACCAGGUUGAAAUUUCUGAGCUGCAGAAAGAAGUGACUGAUUUGAAAAAUUUGGUGGAUGAUUUAAAUAACAAACAAGGUGGUACCUCUGGGAAGACUGACUUGGGGAGAAAAGCUACCAAGUCCAGUAAAGACGUCCUAGAUGAUCCCAUUGAUAUCGAGAGGAGGGAAAAAGUAAAAGAAGCAAUGCUUCAUGCUUGGGGAUCUUAUGAGAAGUAUGCAUGGGGACAAGAUGAACUUCAGCCACAAUCAAAGAAUGGUGUCAAUAGCUUUGGAGGUCUUGGAGCAACUUUAAUAGAUUCUCUUGAUACACUAUAUAUUAUGGGUCUCAACGAACAGUUUCAGAAAGCACGAGAAUGGGUUGCAAACUCUUUGGAUUUUAACAAGGAUUAUGAAGCAAGUGUUUUUGAGACAACCAUAAGAGUAGUAGGUGGUCUUCUUAGUGCAUAUGAUCUUUCAGGGGACAAAGUAUUCCUCGACAAAGCAAUAGAAAUUGCAGACAGAUUACUGCCUGCAUGGAAUACACCUACAGGAAUUCCUUACAACAUCAUUAAUUUAUCACAUGGACGAGCACACAACCCUAGUUGGACUGGGGGUGAGAGUAUCUUGGCAGAUUCUGGCACUGAACAACUGGAAUUCAUUGUUCUAUCCCAAAGGACUGGAGACCUCAAGUAUCAGCAGAAGGUGGAAAAUGUAAUAGCCCAGCUAAAUAAAACAUUUCCGGAUGAUGGAUUACUUCCCAUCUACAUUAAUCCUCAUAGUGGGGCAGCAGGCUACUCUCCCAUCACAUUCGGUGCCAUGGGUGAUAGUUUUUACGAGUACUUGCUCAAAGUUUGGAUACAAGGGAAUAAGACUUCAUCCAUAAAACAUUAUAGAGAUAUGUGGGAGAAAUCAAUGAAAGGCCUGUCAAGUUUGAUUAGGAGAUCAACACCAUCUUCUUUUACUUAUAUAUGUGAGAAGAAUGGAGGAUCUCUCACAGACAAAAUGGAUGAACUAGCAUGCUUUGCUCCAGGGAUGAUUGCUUUGGGAUCAUUUGGUUACAGUGCUGCUGAUGAUUCACAGAAGUUUCUGUCACUUGCAGAAGAGCUUGCUUGGACAUGUUAUAACUUCUACCAAUCAACUCCAACAAAAUUGGCUGGAGAGAACUAUUUCUUUCAUUCUGGGCAGGACAUGAGUGUGGGUACAUCAUGGAACAUACUGAGGCCAGAGACAGUUGAGUCCCUCUUUUACCUUUGGCGUCUAACUGGCAACAAAACAUACCAAGAAUGGGGUUGGAAUAUAUUUCAAGCUUUUGAGAAGAACUCCCGCAUAGAGUCAGGCUAUGUUGGACUGAAGGAUGUUAAUAGUGGAGUCAAAGACAACAUGAUGCAAAGCUUCUUUCUUGCGGAGACCCUGAAGUAUUUUUAUCUUCUCUUCUCACCUUCUUCAGUCAUCUCAUUAGAUGAAUGGGUAUUCAACACAGAAGCCCACCCUCUGAGGAUUGUGACCAGACACGAAGAGGGACUUGUUAAGAAUUUAAAUGAGAAGCAAAAACCUUUUUCUAGAAUAGGUGGCAGAAAGGAAGGAAGGUCAGGUUAGAUAUCCAUUCUUCUCUACCAUUGCUGAUCGAACCCCUUUUACCAAAAUUAAAGAAGAGCAGUUUGUUCCACUAUGGAGCUUGUAAGAUGUCAGGAUUUCCUCAUUGGGGAGGGGUAAGGGGUUCGUUCAUUCAGCCACAGAUGGUAUCUAAUAUAGGAAAUAGUUCUUCAUUGAAGUUCUUAAAAUGGGUUUAUUCAAGGUGAUCUGACCUUUUAUUGAUGAAUGACCCUUUUGAAAUUCACGGCUAAUAGGUUGUUGUCCUUUAUUUUUUUCUGGAACCAAAUAUUCAGAGCAUUAUAUAUAACUGAGGCAUAUAUCUGCGCAUUGAAUAGAAGAUACUUCCUGCCUAUUAACAUUUUUCUUUAUAUUGCUUUUACUUAUUACGGAAUUUUAUGGAGCGCGUUAGUGUUG
Molecule: messenger RNA, 2558 nt
Organism: Glycine soja
Lineage: Eukaryota; Viridiplantae; Streptophyta; Magnoliopsida; Fabales; Fabaceae
Product: mannosyl-oligosaccharide 1,2-alpha-mannosidase MNS1-like
Exons: 14
Coding region: 408-2147 (579 amino acids)
Biological process (GO): N-glycan processing; carbohydrate metabolic process
Cellular component (GO): endoplasmic reticulum; Golgi membrane
Molecular function (GO): mannosyl-oligosaccharide 1,2-alpha-mannosidase activity; calcium ion binding
Source: RefSeq, a predicted model, not a curated record